AUGAAGAAGCUACGUGCAGGUUUUCUGAAAAGAAGUCACAGCAGCGAUCCUGCCACGACCAGCGCGCCAGCCGUCGACUCGCCAGAAGCGAAUGCUACGAAUGCCAUUCGACAAUUCUGUGAAGCGCCCAGCGACAACAGCGGAGAAGAAGUCCUACACCUACCCGUCAUCGUCGAAGCCGCCGAGUCCUCACCACAAGCUGCAGCUGCCGCUGCCUACCAGAUCCGCAAAUGCCUGUCCAAAGACUCAAAGUCGCGAGUCCAAUACAAUGCCAUCAUGUUGAUCCGCAUCUUGGCCGACAAUCCCGGUCCCUCCUUCACCCGCAACAUUGACGCCAAGUUCGUCUCGACCGUCAAGGACAUUGUCAAGAAUGGAAGAGAUCCGAGUGUACAGCAGAUGAUGAGAGAGACACUAGACUCGCUGGAAGCAGAGAAGAGCUAUGACAACGGCCUAUACGACCUUCUGGCCAUGUGGCGCCAUGUCAAAGGCUACCAAGCUCGAAUCCUGCCACAAGGCGCUUACCGUCAGAACGCUCCUCCGAUACCACAACAUCCGAACACACAACAACAGCGCUCGAACUCCCUCCCUACACAGCAAGAACUCGCAUCACGCGUCGAAGAAGCAAGGAACACAGCUAAGAUCUUGCUCCAGCUACUUCAGAGCACCCCGCCAGAGCAGAUCAUGCAGCAAGAGUUGAUCAGGGAGUUUUCAGAGCGCUGUCAGACUGCUCAACGCAGCAUGCAGGAGUACAUCAACUGCGAUUCUCCACCGCCCGACGACGAUACAUUGCAGACGUUGAUUGAGACGAACGAGCAGCUGAGUUUGGCUCUGAGUAGACAUCAGCGUGCUGUACUCCAAGCACGACGCGCUCUCGGUCAAUCUGCUUCUCCUGCGCUCGCCCCCAACAAUCCAUUCUCCCCUCCGCAAUCGCAACCUCCGAUCCAGCAAAACUCGCUGCUACCAGCUUCACAACCCUACGCCGCCGAUCCUCAUACCGCACAUUCGCCCGUAUCUCCCAUCAACGACACCUUCUCCGCUCCUCCAGGGCCACCUCCUGGCCACACCUCUGCGCCUGCACUGGCUCCGAACAACCCCUUCGCCGACCCUGCUGAGACAUCACACAACCACGACCUCGACUACACAACCCAUCCACACGAGCCACGUAACUAUGGCCCGAGUGUCGACACAAAUCCGCGACCAGCCUAUGGCGGUGUGACUGAGAGCUACAUGGGACGCCAAUACAGUGCGGCUAAUGGUCUCACCAUGCAUGGAGGCGUCGACACCAGUACAGCGGAGGACGUCAGUCCUGUCGAGCAGACGCACACGCAGCGGGAGGUCAGAUACAGAUAUUGA
Messenger RNA from Aureobasidium pullulans EXF-150, 1353 nucleotides. RefSeq lists its product as uncharacterized. Bases 1 to 1353 code for a protein of 450 amino acids. Lineage: Eukaryota; Fungi; Ascomycota; Dothideomycetes; Dothideales; Saccotheciaceae. The record is from RefSeq and is a predicted model, not a curated record. Gene Ontology annotation, molecular function: ubiquitin binding; phosphatidylinositol binding. The transcript is spliced from 4 exons. Gene Ontology annotation, biological process: actin cortical patch localization; endocytosis; actin filament organization. Gene Ontology annotation, cellular component: actin cortical patch.